Messenger RNA from Prorocentrum cordatum, 2550 nucleotides. The record is from the annotation of a GenBank genome assembly. Lineage: Eukaryota; Dinophyceae; Prorocentrales; Prorocentraceae.
AUGGCGCGGACAGGCCAGCGCGAGCGCGAGGCAGGCCACCUCUUCGCAGGGCUGGCUGGCGCUGCCAGGAUGGGCGUGGCCGGCGCUCCAGCAGCCCGCCCCCCCGCGGACUCGGGCGACGCUGACGAGAUGCGCGGGCUACCGCGGUGUCUGCGCGCGGUGGCCCUUUUUUGUCCUGCGCCGCGCCUCGACGCGGUGCUGUCGGGUAGCGCGCCGAUGCCGACGGCGCCCUUGCGGCGCUCCAGCAGCCCGCUCCCCGCGGACUCGGGCGCCGCCCGCGGGAGACCGAACCAGCGCAAUGGCAUCAGGUCCAUGUCGAAGGCGUUCUCCAUCAAGGACGCGCUGGAGGCAUUCUGGAACAAGAGACGCACCCUGGAGGGGAAUAUCACAGUGGAGAAGGCGGACGCCCGCGAGCGGCUGCACCUGGAAGCCCCAGCGGCACGCCUGCGGAGCGAAGGGUCUCAUGCAAGCCCUCCGACGCCGCCGGGGCAGUCCGAGCCCCAUGUGGACGCCCGCACGUCUGGCACCUCUGGCGGGCAGUGCACCAGGCGCGCGCACGAGGCGCGCCUUCCCGGGGCGGAGCCGCUCGCGGAGCCCCGGGCGGAGGCGGCCCGCGAGUGCUGCGAGCCCUGGGGGUCGUGGCAGCCCGCAGGGGCGCCCUGGGCGCAGUGGCGGCGCGGUGGCAGGGCAGCUGCCGGGCGCCGGGGCCUCCGGGAGCGCCAGCGGCGCGCCGCGGGCACGACGAGCAGCACCGACGCUGCGCGCGGCAGCGGCGCGGCGCGCAAGCGCCUCGCUGGCACGGGCAGGCGGCGCGGACCCAGCUGCAGCAGCGCCAGCAGCGACGGGGCCCGACGAGGUCGCAGUGGCUCUGGCGACAGCGCCAGCUCGGGGCAUCGCAGCGCAGGAGUGGCCGCCUGGCGCGCUGUCGAGGCUCCGGUGGAACCGAGGCCGCCUCGCGAGGGCAAGCCUGAGGGAGCGGGCGGCGACUCCAAAGCGUCGCUGUCGGGGUGGGACGUGCAGCCCACCGCCCAGACGAUGAUGGAGGAGAUGGAGAUAUACGAGAGGGCGGUCUGUAUGCGCGGCAGCGUGAAGACACGGGAGGUCUACAUCAGGAAUUUGCCGCACAGAUUGGUCACCAGAGAUAGGCUCCGCUUGUGUUUGGGAACUCUCUUCAGGGAGCUGCCAGCAUUCCAAGAGAUCUACCCAAACGUGGACGACCCAAUCACAGCCAUCACCCUGCAUUACAAUGAGACGGGCGCGUACUCAUUCGCGGAACUCUGGGACGACACGCUGGCGAGCACCGCGAUAUUGUUCAGCGGUUUCGAAUUCUGCGGCAAGAUGGCGGGCAUCGGGAGGCCGCUGGGAUAUGUUUCGGCGCCAGGCGGCGAGGCGAAGCCGUUGGACGUGACGCCCCUGCGCCAGCGCGGGUUGCUGCCGAUGGCCCCGUCGGGCUCGAUGAGUUGCCGCCAUGAGGGUAAGCUGCGCGAGCUGCACUUUGGCAACCUCGUCCGCGGCAGAAAAUCCCCGGAGUUCAUCCUGAACUUGGUCAACCCUGUCGCCCAGCAGCUCGUGGAGUGGCGGGCGGAGGAAGGGCCAGCGGUCACAAAUGUCAACAUGAGCGCAGACGGCACCUAUGCCUUUGUCCAGUUCCAAAGUUUAAAGUUGGCCACGAAGAUUAUGAAGAUCCUCGAUGGCCAGGAAGUGUUAGGGCGGUGUCUCAGCGUCAGGCGCACGAACGCUUUCCGCAAGGAGGAGGCGAGAAUUAUCCCGCCAGAGCUUAAGACCGUGGAGGCUGUGGAGGCUCUGAUGGCGAAGAUGCCAGACAAGGUCGCCUCGACCAGCCAUGUGGUGCCAUUCAUCAAACAGCUGCAGCGCCCAUGGCCAUCCUCCGCCAUGUCCAUGUCUCCGGUGCGAGGCGACCCCCCGUCGGACACAGUGGCUUCGCCGCCACCUGGGGCGCCGAUGCAGACAGCUGUGGCGGCGCCGCCGCCACUACCGCCGUCCGAGGCGACUGCGCAGCCAGCCUCGGCGCCGCCGCAGGUGUCCGCCGCUCCGUUGGCCACGGCCUCCGCUCACGAGGCGACGGUGGCAGAGCCGCUGGCGAUUUCGCCCCCGACGGGCGCGCCCCGCAUGGCCGCGUCAGCGCCUCCGCCACCCAGGGCACCCGAGCAGCCAGCUGCGGUGGUGGCGCCGCCGUCGCCGAGGGCAUCGCCGCAGCCAGUCACAGCAGCGUCGCCAGCGACCGCCCCGCCAACCGCGGCUUCCCUGCAGGAGGUGCCAGAGGCGCAGCAGCCGCCGCGUGAGGCGCCUGCGCAACGAGCUUUGGCACCACCGCAGGCCACCCGAGGCUUUGAGGAGCCGGCCAGUGCAGUGGCCGUGGGGGCCACGGCUGCGACCUCCGCCGCAGCGCUGACGCCGCCAGCUACGUCAGAGGCGCCUCAGAAUCCAGACGUGCUCGACGGGAUGCCGCAUGGGGAGCCCGCGGCAGCGACAGCGGUCGAGGCAGCGAGCGCCUCGCCGCCGCUGCGCACCUCACUUACGGCCCUCUGA